GGCAGCCCCCGCGCCGGCGCGGGCAGGGCGGCACCACGAGCCCCACCGCUGGGGGGGAGCAGGGCAAGGAGCGGUCCCUUCGCCGGCUGCCGCCGCUCCCCCCGUCCCGGGGGUGCAGCCCGCGGCUCGGGCCGGCCGCGGCCGGGCUGUCUCCGGAGCGUGGCCGGGGCCCGCGGCGCUCCCCGCGGCCGGGCGCGCUCGGCUGCAGCCCCUGUCCGCCACUCGCAGUGGUUCGCGCCGCGGCCCAGCCCGGCCUCUGAGGGGGGUGGCGGCGGCCAUUUUGUGCGGCGGCAGCGGAGGGCAGCGGGCGGAGCGGCGGUGGCGAGGGUCUCCCGGACACGCCGCUCCCUUCCUGGCCGUAGCUCCCAGACACGAUGUCGGAGUAUAUCCGGGUGACGGAGGAUGAGAACGAUGAGCCCAUCGAGAUCCCCUCGGAGGACGACGGCACCGUGCUGCUGUCCACAGUGACCGCCCAGUUCCCCGGGGCGUGCGGGCUGCGCUACAGGAACCCGGUGUCGCAGUGCAUGAGGGGGGUCCGGCUGGUGGAGGGCAUCCUGCACGCGCCCGAGGCCGGCUGGGGAAACCUGGUCUAUGUUGUGAAUUACCCCAAAGAUAAUAAAAGAAAAAUGGAUGAAACAGAUGCAUCAUCAGCUGUGAAGGUGAAACGAGCGGUGCAGAAGACUUCAGAUUUAAUAGUCUUGGGUCUUCCCUGGAAAACCACUGAACAAGACCUAAAGGAAUAUUUCAGUACAUUUGGAGAAGUUCUGAUGGUGCAGGUUAAGAAGGACAUCAAAACUGGCCACUCAAAAGGGUUUGGGUUUGUUCGCUUUACGGAUUAUGAAACCCAGGUGAAAGUCAUGUCUCAGCGGCACAUGAUAGAUGGGAGAUGGUGUGACUGUAAACUUCCCAAUUCCAAGCAAAGUCCUGACGAACCUUUGCGCAGCAGGAAAGUGUUUGUUGGGCGCUGCACUGAGGACAUGACGGCAGAUGAACUCCGACAGUUCUUUGCCCAGUAUGGAGAAGUGGUAGAUGUCUUCAUUCCUAAACCCUUCCGAGCUUUUGCUUUUGUAACAUUUGCAGAUGAUCAGGUUGCCCAAUCUCUUUGUGGAGAGGACUUGAUCAUUAAAGGAAUCAGCGUACAUAUAUCCAAUGCUGAACCUAAGCACAAUAGCAAUAGACAGUUAGAGAGAGGUGGAAGAUUUGGUGGUAACCCGGGAGGCUUUGGGAAUCAAGGGGGGUUUGGCAACAGCAGAGGAGGGGGGGGAGGACUGGGUAACAACCAGGGCAGUAACAUGGGUGGGGGCAUGAACUUUGGAGCCUUUAGCAUCAAUCCUGCCAUGAUGGCAGCAGCGCAGGCAGCCCUGCAGAGCAGCUGGGGCAUGAUGGGCAUGCUGGCUAGUCAGCAGAACCAGUCGGGGCCCUCGGGGAACAACCAGCCUCAAGGCAACAUGCAGCGGGAGCAGAACCAGGGCUUUAGCUCAGGAAACAACUCGUACGGCGGCUCCAACUCGGGGGCAGCCAUAGGCUGGGGGUCAGCCUCCAACGCGGGCUCCAGCAGUGGGUUUAACGGAGGCUUUGGUUCAAGCAUGGAUUCCAAGUCGUCAGGCUGGGGCAUGUAGACGCAGUGGGCUCUGAGACUGACUCUAUGGUGGGAAAUCAAAUUUUUCUAACUCCUGGUAAGUAUACUGUAAAUUACCUAUAUACAAAGUUUUCCAGCUCCGGUUGCUCAGUGUGCAGGAUAUGCAGCAGUAUUUUUGACAUUUUUCUUUUUUAAAAAAAAAAUUAAAGGAAAAAAAAAAAAAGAAAGGUAAAAGGAAUUUUAUAAGUUUUGUUACCUAUCUUGUUGGAAUACUGAAUGUUUGGAAGUGGACGGCUGUUUGCCCGCUAGGUGAACUAACACUACAACCGAUAGGACAGGUUUCUCCUGUAAUACUUUAUUAUUCCUUGUUUCCUGGCUACCUGAAUUCUUUGCAUGUCCAAAAUGGAAACCAUUGGUCAGAAACAGCAUCCUCUCCCCCUCUUGUUUUUAAUUUGAUCCCACCAUAAGACUCUCCAGGUGCCCCAGCUGGAGAACACAGUGUCGUUUUUGUGUUGUGUUUCUUUUUAACGCUGUCUCCCCUCCAUACUAAAGUACGAUAUGAAGGCUUCAUUUAAUCUCCGCAGUUCAUCUCAUUUCAAAUGUGUAUGGAAGAAGCACUUCAUUGAAAGCAGUGCUGUAAAUAUUCUGCCUUAGGAAUACUUCUGUCUACAUGCUUUCUCAUCCAAGAAUACUUCAUCACACCGCACAUGCUGCGUCUUAGACGGUGGGUGUUCCAUUUUUAUCCGCUACUCUUUAUUUCAUGGAGUCGUAUCAACGCUGUGAACGCAAGGCUGUGAGAUGGAACCAGAAGGCUGUCUGAACUUUUGAAACCUUGUGUGGGAUUGGUGGUGGUGCCGAGGCAUGAGAGGGCUGGUAUGUGCGAGGUACAGGAGAGAGCGCAUGCAGAGACCUGGUGGUGCAUUAGGGGGGUUUUAUUUUCCUUGCGAGAUGUCUCUCCAUCCUGUGGCUUUGGUGAGAGAGUGUGCGGAGAGCAAUGAUAGCAAAUAAAGUACGAGUGUUUAUUGCAUUCAAAGGACAUCCACAUGUGGAAGACUCUUAAGAGGGUUCUAUACCUAGUUAAUCAACUAGUUGAAUGUGUUCUGUGAAAUGAAUAUUUGUAUUUUUUUUCCCUUAUGUCAACUGCUGUGAAUGCUGUAUGGUGUGUGGUUUUUUUUCUGUUAAUGAUCUGUAAGUGUGGUAACGUGACUUGAAGAUGAUGGGGUUUGUGCUGAGAACAUUGAGCUUGUGGUGUGCUUUGCAGUAGCUCUUGUAGCAGAGAUCACUGGUGAGCUCAGUGUGCCUCUUCAGGGUGGAAGUCCCACUGUCUGUAAGAUACCCAUAAGAAUGCCGUUUGCUGCAGUUUUGUGUUUGGAUGCUUUUUAUAAGAUUUGUCACUGUAGGAAAUUCUUAAAUAAAACUGAUUUAAGUAA
Messenger RNA from Strigops habroptila (Kakapo), 3009 nucleotides. RefSeq names its product TAR DNA binding protein (gene TARDBP). Gene Ontology annotation, cellular component: nucleoplasm. The record is from RefSeq and is a predicted model, not a curated record. Gene Ontology annotation, biological process: regulation of gene expression. Lineage: Eukaryota; Metazoa; Chordata; Aves; Psittaciformes; Psittacidae. The transcript has 6 exons. Gene Ontology annotation, molecular function: RNA binding. Bases 375 to 1619 code for a protein of 414 amino acids.